Messenger RNA from Entrophospora candida, 918 nucleotides. The record is from the annotation of a GenBank genome assembly. NCBI's taxonomy places the organism in Eukaryota, Fungi, Glomeromycota, Glomeromycetes, Entrophosporales, Entrophosporaceae.
AUGUCACCGAUUUUUGGCAAUCCAUUUAGAACACCUUCUACUUCAAAAUAUACACUGCCCUUCAUGAAAUUUCUAAGUCGAACAACACCAGCACCAAACCAAGUUGCUUCUCCACAUAUAUAUUUAUCAAGUUCUAAUGGAAAAAGCUCGGAAAAAACAAAUGAUUGCAUUUAUGCAAAAAUACUAGUAAUAUUAACACAAGAAUUUGGUGACGACUUGCUUGCUUUAUUUGCUCAUGGCUCAAGAAUAUACGGUAACGCUUGUCCUCACAGUGAUGUAGAUGUGGAUGUUUUAAUAAAACCACAUAAAAAAUGUCGUAGAAAUAUAAUUGAAAUGUUUAUUCACCCACCAACACAUAUACGCAAUGUUUUAAAGAAUGAUCCAACCGGCAUAUUUUUAAAGUGUUAUGCAUUUGGACGUAUAAUUUAUGAUCCAAGCAAUAUACUUCCAACAUUUCAAAAUUUAGCCAAAAGGCGUUGGGAAGCAGGACCACCAGCACUAGAGGAUAAAGAUAGAUGGAGACCAAGGUAUGAAAUAGCAGAUUUAUUAAGAGAUUUAGAGGACAUAGACUAUGUACAAAAUGAAGCAACGGCGCAUUUUCUACUGGUUAAACUCGUUGAAAGAUUAGUGAGGAUACAAGAAAGGUUAUGGAAUAGAUGGCCAGAAAAAUUAAAAAGAUGUGUUGAAGGAUGGGAAACUUGGGAUGAUAGUGGUGGUAAACUUGCAAAAAAAGUAUUAAAUUCAAAUGUCAAAUGGAAUGAAAGAUUGAUGUGUGCAAAAGAUUUGGCAAAAUAUGUUUUAGGUCCAAUUGGAGGAAUUAUGCCUACAGAAUGGAAUAUGGAAUGGGAGGAAUUACAAGAAUCAUAUAAUCCUUUUACAAUACCAAAUAUAAUACCGAAAUUAGAGAUGUGGGCAUAA